AGCUUCAGUUCGUUUUUCGCCUCGUUACUGAGCGGUUGUGCCAUGUGUCCACUCACUACGAUUUUGUUUCUGCUGGUCGGAUUUCUGGCCUUGUUUUAUGUCUUCCUAGUUUGGAACUUUGGGUAUUGGAAGAAGCGGGGGAUCCCCGAAGCCAAGGCAUGGCCUUUCGUGGGCAGCUUCCCGAGCAUGUUUACGCAAAAGCGAAACCCAGUCUACGACACCGACGACAUCUACAACCAAUAUAAAGAAACCGACAAUAUCGUUGGUGUUUACACCACCAGAAGGCCCCAACUUCUCAUCAUUAAUCCGGAAUACAUCCGCAAGAUUUUGGUGAACGACUUCCGCAGCUUCCAUGACAAUGAAAUGAGCCAAUUUAUCGGCGGUUCUGGGGACUCGAUCUUGAAAAACAAUCCGUUCAUAUUGAAGGGCGAGGCUUGGAAGGAGAGGCGUGCGGAAGUCACGCCCGGACUGUCAGCGCAUCGGAUCAAGGCCGCGUACCCGGUGUCCCAAAGCGUGUGUAAAAAACUAGUGGAUUAUAUCAAGAAACAGCAACGAAUGGCCUCGUCGGAUGGCUUGAAUGCCAAGGAUGUGUGCUUGUGCUACACCACCGAAGUGGUCUCCGACUGCGUCCUGGGCAUCUCUGCACAAAAUUUCACGGAUAACCCCACGCCCGUGGUGGGCAUGAUCAAGCGCGUCUUCGAGCAUACCUUUGGAUUUUUCUUCUACAUGACCCUUGCCACCAUCUGGCCUCAAAUCCAAAAAUUCUAUCAGGUCUCUCUGUUUGCCAAAGACGUCGAAGAAUUUUUCUAUGACCUGAUGAAGAAGUGCGUAGUAAUGAGGCGGGAGAAUCCCCAGCAGCGUGAGGACUUCCUCAAUUACAUGCUGCAGUUGCAGGAUAAACGAGGACUGAGUGUGGAGGAGUUGACAUCGCAUACGAUGACGUUCCUAACUGACGGAUUCGAGACAACGGCUCAGGUGUUGGCUCAUACAUUACUCUCACUGGGCCGCUAUCCGAAGGAGCAGCAAAAGUUGAGGGAGGAAAUUGGCAAGGACGAACUGUCCUUUGAACAGAUGAGUGAUCUGCCCUACCUGGAUGCCUGUAUUCAUGAGGCUUUGAGACUUUUCCCCCCUGGCUUGGUACUCCGCAAAUUGGUAACCCAGCCCUAUGAGUUCAUCAACAAGAAUGGAGUCAGGGCGCAAGUGAAGCCCGGCCAUGUGGUCAUCAUCCCAGUUAAUGCUCUCCAUUAUGAUCCCCAAUACUACGAAGACCCGAAAACCUUUAAGCCAGAGCGCUUCUUGGAGGAGAACGGAGGAAUGAAGAAAUACAGGGACCAAGGCGUUUACUUCGGCUUUGGCGAUGGUCCUCGCAUCUGUCCAGGUAUGCGUUUUGCUCUCACCCAACUCAAAGCAGCUUUGGUGGAGAUUGUACGUAACUUUGACAUCAAGGUUAAUCCCAAGACCCGCAAGGAUAAUCAGUAUGAUGACACCUACUUUAUGGCCGCCUUGAAGGGUGGCGUUCAUCUGGAUUUCGUUGAACGUCAAUGAUUCUAAGUACUUCUGCUAUAAAGUUUAGCAAUUUUGAUGUUGAUCUUUUUUUAUUAAUAAAGAAGUAUAUUUUACAUUUGUGACAAUUUUAA
Molecule: messenger RNA, 1637 nt
Organism: Drosophila ananassae
Lineage: Eukaryota; Metazoa; Arthropoda; Insecta; Diptera; Drosophilidae
Product: probable cytochrome P450 28d1
Exons: 6
Coding region: 43-1545 (500 amino acids)
Molecular function (GO): iron ion binding; oxidoreductase activity, acting on paired donors, with incorporation or reduction of molecular oxygen; heme binding
Source: RefSeq, a predicted model, not a curated record